CGAUGCUACCGACCAUCGAAGCGCCAUUGUGAUUGCAAACACAAGCUAGCAGCCUCAGCGGUUCUCCCGAUUGUCUGUCUGGCUUGCAUCCAUUGUCGUAUUCUGCAAACGUUCCGGCUUCUUCCCAAGCGGCGCAGCAAGAUGGCGGACGAGAGGCCAGUCGUCGUCGACAACGGUACCGGGUUUGUAAAAGUCGGCUAUGCAGGCUCCAACUUCCCCACCCAUGUCUUCCCUUCCAUCGUCGGCCGACCGAUUCUGCGCGUAGAGGAGCGCGACUCAAUUGACGUCGAGAUCAAAGAUGUCAUGGUCGGAGACGAGGCGGCUGCCGUUCGGAAUUACCUGCAGGUGACGCAGCCGAUGGAGCAUGGAAUCGUCAAGGACUUUGGAGACAUGCGGCAUGUCUGGAACUACACUUUUGACGAGAAGCUCAAAAUCGAUCCUCGAGGGCGAAAGAUCCUGCUCACCGAACCACCGAUGAAUCCGAAGAGGAACAGGGAGGAAAUGUGCCAGAUCAUGUUUGAAGAGUAUGGGUUCGAAGGCGUGUACGUUGCUAUCCAGGCUGUCCUUACCUUAUAUGCUCAAGGUCUGCAAACUGGAGUAGUCGUAGACUCUGGAGACGGCGUCACGCACGUUGUCCCCGUUUACGAAGGCUUUGCGAUGCCUCACCUAACGCGAAGGUUGGACGUUGCCGGCCGCGAUGUCACACGCUACCUAAUCAAGCUGCUACUUCUGCGUGGCUAUGCCUUCAACAGAACAGCAGACUUUGAGACCGUCAGGGAGAUUAAGGAGAAGCUGUGUUACGUCAGUUACGACGUGGAUCUCGACAAGAGGCUUGCGGAUGAGACAACCACGCUGGUCGAGUCCUACACCCUCCCAGACGGGCGAGUCAUCAAGAUCGGCUCCGAGCGUUUCGAAGCUCCUGAAUGCAUGUUCCAGCCGCAUCUCGUAGACGUCGAGCAGCCAGGCAUGGGUGAAUUGCUUUUCAAUACGAUACAAGCUGCCGCAGUCGACACGCGCGGCGAGCUUUACAAGCACAUUGUCCUAUCCGGCGGUUCGAGCAUGUACCCGGGUCUGCCGAGCAGAUUGGAGAAGGAGAUGAAGCAGCUGUACCUCACCCGCGUCCUCAAAGGCGACGCCAGCCGGCUCAGCGGCUUCAAGAUCCGCAUCGAGGACCCACCCAGGAGAAAGCACAUGGUCUUCCUCGGUGGAGCAGUCCUCGCUGACAUUAUGAAGAACAGGGCUAGUUUCUGGAUUUCCAGAUCAGAGUGGUACGAGCAGGGCGCUCGGUCGCUGGACAGGCUAGGGCGCCACGCAUAAUGAUGAACAAUACAAUGCAAUCUAGGGUAUGCGUGUGAUCCAAUACAAAGCUUGC
Messenger RNA from Tilletiaria anomala UBC 951, 1372 nucleotides. RefSeq names its product Actin/actin-like protein. Bases 142 to 1317 code for a protein of 391 amino acids. Gene Ontology annotation, cellular component: Arp2/3 protein complex; actin cortical patch. Lineage: Eukaryota; Fungi; Basidiomycota; Exobasidiomycetes; Georgefischeriales; Tilletiariaceae. Gene Ontology annotation, biological process: Arp2/3 complex-mediated actin nucleation. The transcript has 5 exons. The record is from RefSeq and is a predicted model, not a curated record. Gene Ontology annotation, molecular function: actin filament binding.